AUGGCUUCCCGCUCUCCCAUCAGUGCCUUCAGUGGCCGCGAGGGACAUGAGAGAGAACCCAGAGUCCAGUUACCAUAUCCAGAAAUCAAUCGUGAGCCAGUCCCGCCGGCGCCUGCACCACUUGAUAUUGGAACCACCCUUCCUCGAAGCUUAGACGACAUUAUGCUUGCCCAGACAGAAAUAGAUGAAAUAUUUGCGUUGUACUUUCAACAUUAUGCAAGACAUCUUCCGUUCCUUGAUUUCGCUCGUUCAGAGUCUCCAAACUCAUUUUAUGAUCAAUCACCACUGCUCUUUUGGGCAAUAAUAACUGCUGGGGCGCGUCGUUAUCAGCGAAACCCCUCACUUCUAGGUUCUCUCGCUACCCCGUUGCUGAAACUAGGUUGGUCCUCUAUGCAAAUUUCCGCAGCUGUGAUCCCGAAUAUCCAAGGCCUUCUUAUACUCUCAACAUGGCCAUUCCCGACCAACACAACAAGUAAAGAUAACACCUUUACUCUCAGCGGUAUGGCUGUCAACCUCGCUUUGCAAAUUGGUCUACAUGUUCCGUUGCAAGGACAAGAGUACUCAAGAACUAGGGUGGACUUGAGCAGUGAAGGUCUUGCAAGAAGAGUUCAACUGUGGUCUUAUUGUGUAGUUGUCCAUCAAAAAGCAGCAUGUGGCUUAGGUUACCCCAUAACUCUUCCGCUGGAUCUUUUCCAAAAGAAGAUCGAUGUGUCAGGCUUGACCAAUCUUGCGCCUCGCUCUUUAACCCUUGAGGUUCGUUUGGCGUCAAUAGUCGGUCGAAUCAACAGCGUUUUCUCGGAAUUCAACUUUGAUAAUCUAGGUCAACAAGCACAGGUCGCUCCUACCAUGAUGCUAGACGUUUUCGAAGCUCAACUGAGUGAGAUUGAAUCAGACAAUACGGACCUGACAGACUUGGAAUGCCUCUACCUCCAAAUCGCACGAUUACAACUCAGAAUCUACUACCUCCGCUGCCCCGAAAACGAAACCUUCCCCCUCAAUCUUGCCAAACUUUACACCACCGCUACAGGCAUCAUAAACCUAGUCUCUACAAUAGACACCCGCACCUCCAACUUCGCAACAUAUGUUCCCCAUCAUGUCUAUCGCAUGAUGACAUUGGCCGCCGCUGCCGUCUUGCGCGUUCUGAAAACCACAUUAUCCGAAAAACUCCAAGAACGCGAGAGCGGUAAAGCAGCAUUUUUCACAGCAAUAGCCCUGUUGCGAAAGAUGAGUGUGUACAAUAACGACAUGCCAAGUCGAAUGCAGGGCAUCUUCUCGCAGUUAUGGGAAAGCGAGCGAGCCUUUAAACCAGAUGAGGGAAGCCGAGGUAGUACAGCGCUAAGAAUUCAAAGCCGAUUAAGUAUGAGUCUAUUACACGACACGAUGUGGUGGUGGAGAGAAGAAUUUGGCGGCGUCCAGGAAACUAAACCUAAACCUACUAAAGACUCCCUAAACCCACCAACUCCGUCUAAACCACCUCCAACUUCAAACCAACAGAACAUACCCAUCACCCCUCUCCCCCUCCUCGAAGGCACAGCUCUACCCGGACCCGCGGAUAUUAAUCUAGAUCCGAAUGUUCCACUCGAUAAUAUAUUCCUGAAUGAUGAAUCGCUGGAUUUCCUGUGGGCACAGCCGGAUCAUGGGUUCGAGAGUAUGGUGGAGCUGUUUCCGGAUUCAUGGCCUUUGUAG
Molecule: messenger RNA, 1686 nt
Organism: Glarea lozoyensis ATCC 20868
Lineage: Eukaryota; Fungi; Ascomycota; Leotiomycetes; Helotiales; Helotiaceae
Exons: 5
Coding region: 1-1686 (561 amino acids)
Biological process (GO): regulation of DNA-templated transcription; DNA-templated transcription
Cellular component (GO): nucleus
Molecular function (GO): DNA-binding transcription factor activity, RNA polymerase II-specific; zinc ion binding; transcription cis-regulatory region binding
Source: RefSeq, a predicted model, not a curated record